AUGUCAAUAUGUGCAUCCUCCUCGGCCAUCGUGGUUGGCACGGUGAGCGGGUACCAUCUGCUCAAGAUCGACUCUUACUCGCGAAUCAGGGAUCUGAUCCCCUCAGGUACAUGGACCAAAUCGCUUGACUUCCGCGUGGGAUACUAUACAGCUCAUAUCGAAUACUACCCCAACAGCCACUACAUAUCUCUCAGACUCAUUAUUGACAUCGGUAAUUAUAUUCUCAACCACAAGAGGGGACAGGUUCAGUUCAGUCUGCUUGAUAAGUCAGGGAAGCCAGUUCCUGGUCGUACCGAAACCAUCACCACCGACUUACCUGAUACUAACCGGCAGCGCUUCACCUUCUCAGCUCAUUUGCCCCAAAGGGAAGACUGGGAGCAAUGGGUGCUCCUGAACGGCGACUGCUUUACAAUCAGGUGCGACUUCACGCUCAUGGAGGCUCCCAGCGCUACUACUCCGGUCCAACUCGAUCUUGCCGCGCCAGCGCCAGCGCCGCCGUCCGACCUGCACCGGCACUUGGGCGCUCUGCUCCUCGGCGGAGAGGGCGCGGACGUGACGUUCCAUGUGGGCCAAGAGUCGUUCCACGCGCACAGAUGCGUGCUGGCGUCACGGUCGCUCGUCUUCAAGGCGGAGUUCUUCGGCGCCAUGACCAUGAAGGAGGGCAGCCCCCAAGGCCAAGCACGAGGUGCCGCGGUGCCCGUGGAUGGCGUGGAAGCGCAGGCGUUCGGGGCUUUCCUCCACUUCGUAUACACGGAUGCGCUGCCGGACAUCAGCCACGAAGAGGAGACUUGGAUGGCUCAGCAUCUGCUUGUGCUGGCGGAUCGGUAUGACAUGGAGAGGUUAAAGCUGAUAUGCCAAGGGAAGCUGCGCAACAGGAUUGAUGUCAGCUCCGUCGCCACCACGCUCGCUUUAGCUGAGCAGCACCACUGCCACGGCCUCAAGGAGGCCUGCUUGGAUUUUCUCGAGCUCCCUGGGAACCUAAGAACAGUCGUCUCCACUCAUGGCUUCGACCAUCUAGCCACAAGCUGCCCCGCCGUUCUAAGGGAGAUUAUCGCAAAACUUGCCGCGCUUUGAUUUCCCUCACUGCGGCAAGUUGCCUCCGUCAGGAUUUAAUUUUCAACAUCCUUUGGACAAGAGUGUAGCUAGCAUCGGGGUAUCUCCUAUAUAUUGUAUAUCAGUUGCAUGGCUACGAAAAAAGCUUGAGAAUAGACCUACAUCGCGACCA
This is a messenger RNA of Lolium rigidum, 1225 nucleotides long. Its product is annotated as BTB/POZ and MATH domain-containing protein 1-like. The transcript has a single exon. Bases 1 to 1074 code for a protein of 357 amino acids. The record is from RefSeq and is a predicted model, not a curated record. Gene Ontology annotation, biological process: protein ubiquitination. NCBI's taxonomy places the organism in Eukaryota, Viridiplantae, Streptophyta, Magnoliopsida, Poales, Poaceae. Gene Ontology annotation, molecular function: protein binding.